AUGUCUUCUCAACCUGUCAAUCCGCCUAUGCUGCAGGACCAUGAUGCCCUGAGAAAAAUGUUCGAAGAAAAGGCCGACUCCAUCUUGGAAUGGCUAGAAUCGAAAAGCCAGGUCUCUUAUGACUAUGAUACCCUCCGUGAAAUCGGCGUUCUUCUCCACCAUAUGGAUGUCACAUAUGACCAAGAGUCCCUUGACUUUAAGCUUUUAUCCGAGAAAGAAUACAGCACAUACAAAAUCGACAGCGCUAGGAUCCCUAAACAUAUGCGCCAUCACUAUGACGGUUUUGACAAGGCCUUUCAUUUGUCUUUCUCAUACCCACUAUCAGACCCACUACCAGGCACCGAACUUGUGUAUGAGAAGGCCUUUCAAAUCGCCAGAUAUAUCGACAUCCUUCAAGACUACUCUAAGAAAGAUGAUCCCGAUAAUACCUCUUCGAUAGAGAAAAACUCGAACUGGUAUGAGAUCUUGGCCGAGGAUUCCUUUGAGGAUGGGCCACAAGGAAUGUUACAUGGUUUACAUAUUGGGCAUUCGAAACCUCUCGAUCUUUCAAGAUGGAGAGCCGUAAGUUACCGACAAUGGCAAGAGGACCCUGAGGACCCAGACACAAUCCGCCCGCAUGUUAUGCUUAUGAUAUGCACCGGCGCGGUAGCAAAGUCUAAUAACCUUCUCCAUGGCGAGAUUGGGCCGAUUGUUAAUACAAUCCAGUGCCGUCUCCUCCAGGAGGAGUUUAAGCAGACUUCGAGUUUUCCGGUUCUCGUCAUCUCGCUGUUUGGCCCAAGACAGGGGCGUAUGCUCUAUGCCCGAUUCAACAUCGACGGUACUUUGAUUGUACGAGCGUCAGAUAUCUUUGAUUUCAAGAAGAAGAACCAAGAGGGAUUUGACCUCUUCAUGCGCUACUACAACUGCGAACCCGAAGAUACGGCCGUCCUAUCGAAAACUCUCCAUCUCCCACUAUCACCAUCGGCCGUACCUCGCAAGUCCGGAAUUGUUGAUACCCCAAUCACGUCAUUCUCCGUAUCGGAGAACGUCCCCCACGCGGAUUAG
Molecule: messenger RNA, 1044 nt
Organism: Penicillium roqueforti
Lineage: Eukaryota; Fungi; Ascomycota; Eurotiomycetes; Eurotiales; Aspergillaceae
Exons: 3
Coding region: 1-1044 (347 amino acids)
Source: RefSeq, a predicted model, not a curated record